CUUCCGGCAACAUUGUCACGUGAUCUGUGUAUGUUAUCGGGUUUUCGGGUGAGUGAAGUCGCCGUUUCACUGUAUUCAGCUGAGUAUUUUACCGGAAGUACUCCGGGACACCGGUUUAAGUUCCGUAUUCCUGGGUUUGUAAUGGGUGUGUGAUCCUUUGUCGUGUAACCUGAGCUUUGCAGACUAUCUGUGGAGUUAUCCUGUGGUCACAACAUCCCAUACAGAGAAGCAAUGGAGGCUGCAGAUGGGCUGAAAUUUCAAGAGUUUGAUGACGCUGCCCACCUGCUGGCAGCGAAUCCUGAUGCCACAACUGUGAGUAUUGGUGAGCCCGAAGACAAAGGACAGAGGAGGCACAGGUCUGGGGAAGAUGAAGAUUUGCUGGGCAAUGACGAUGACAAGACUGAGUUGUUAGCUGGACAGAAGAAACUUGCCCCAUUUUGGACCUUUGAAUAUUAUCAAACAUUUUUUGAUGUUGACACGUAUCAGGUUCUUGACAGAAUUAAAGGCUCUCUUUUACCAAUACCUGGAAGAAACUUUGUUCGGUUGUAUGUGAGAAGCAACCCAGAUCUUUACGGUCCUUUCUGGAUCUGUGCCACGCUGGUUUUCUGUAUUACCAUCAGUGGAAAUCUGUCUAACUUCUUGUUGCAUCUCGGACGCCCUGAUUAUCACUACGUACCAGAGUUCAGGAAAGUGUCUAUCGCAGCAACUGCUAUCUUUGCCUACGCCUGGUUGGUGCCGCUUGCUCUCUGGGGCUUUUUAACAUGGAGAAACAGCAAAGUGAUGAGCAUGGUAUCCUAUUCCUUCCUUGAGAUUGUGUGCGUCUAUGGAUAUUCACUGUUCAUCUACAUCCCUACAUCAGUGAUGUGGAUUUUCCAGUCAGAAAUACUACGCUGGAUCCUUAUGGCUUUGGCGAUGUGCCUGUCUGGGACGAUCCUCAUGCUGACAUUCUGGCCAGCUGUACGUGAGGAUAAUCGGAGAAUUGCAGUUGCCACUAUAGUUGCUAUCGUCCUUCUCCAUGCAUUGCUGGCAGUUGGAUUUCGGGUGUAUUUUUUUGACCCCCCGGAGAAGGAGCAUUCGUUACCCUCUGUGGCUUCCCCUAAUACAACAAAAGGAGCAGCUCUGGCUCAGUGACCGGAGAUAUGGCUUCCAGAGCUGCGCACAAUACUCAUGAUGAGUUCUACACUAACACCGCCUGCACUGAUUAUCUUUCAGCCGGUGGCUUCCAGAGCUGCGCACAAUACUCAUGAUGAGUUCUACACUAACACCGUCUGCACUGAUUAUCUUCCAGCCGGUGUCAAUAACGUUUCCCCUGAGGAGGAGGGUUUGGAUGUCGUCUGAUGGCUUUAGGAGUUUCCUUAUGGUGACGGACAGUGCUGCUUCUCUUUUUUUUUUUUUCUUUGCUAUUUGGCUCCGUGAGCUCUGUACAUUAUGUUUAUGUGAACAUAAAAGGGACGUCACAGUAACUUAUUUUUAUUUUGUUGUUUCUAAAAUAUUUUAAACAUUUUUUUUUAAUUUCUUUUUUAAUGUUCUGAAAGAGAAAAAAAAUGUUUUAUGCUUGUGUUGUGUGUCACCCUCCACCAAUAGAACUGUGGGAGAUGUCAAUAUCAGCCAAUAAGCAGUCCGUCCCUAGGGAUGCAUUGUGCACAAACGUCUUUUCAUGUUUCUUUCAAAAUUAAUUUAAAGAGCUUUAAUCAACAUUUUUUUCAAGCAAAAAUAAUUUUAAAUACUUGCAAAGAAAGCGAGUGCUCAAUAUCAGAGCAUUCAGAAGUUCCAGUCUUUGUGAAUUUUUGAUUUUGAGCAUUCACGUUCUUCCUUUGCACCUACUUAUUGUAAGUGGAAACAAAUUAUAAUUCCUGUUAAUUAUUUAUUCGUAAUGGUGAGCAACACCGAAAGAGAGUUUUUGUUUUUAAAAAAUAAUUUUAAGUUUAAAUGAUUUUUAUUGUUAUAAGUGUGUCAUUUUACAAUAACUGGUGAAUAGAAUACAAAAACAUUUAAGUCAUUUCCAAGUAUAAUACAAAGUCAUUGUCAGUAGGAGUCGUAUUGCUUACAUUCUUACCUCUUUAUCAGUUAUAUCUAGCUCCAAUUCUUAUAAUAACAAAAUAAAUUUUCUGUUUGCAGACAAUGUCUAGAACGUGAUGUUUGUCAACACAAAUUGAAUAAAAGUAAAGAGAGGAGAAAAAAAAUAACGAAAAGAGGGGAGGGGGAGGUUAAAAAAUAAUUUUAACGUUCCAUUGCUGGUUUUUUCUUAAAGGGACUGUCUUUAUCCAACUUUUUAACCAAUAAAGCCUUUACUACCCAUUCCAGAGCUUUGCACAACCAACAUUAUGUUAAUAUACUUUAUAGAAAUUUAGAGGUUUAAAUGUUAUAGACAGCCUUUUAAUCACAUGCUUUUUUAUUUGCUUUUCACAACAGGAGACUGCUAGUUCAUGUGGGCCAUAUAGAUAACAUUGUGCUCACGCCCGUGGAUUCUGCACAACCCUGCAUUAAUUGGCUAAAAUGCAAGUCAAUAGAUAAUACAUAAAUAGUCAUGUGAUCAGGGGGCUGUCAAAAAAUGUUAAGAUACAAGGUAAUUACAGAGGUUAAAAGUAUAUUAAUAUAAUCAUGUUGGUUAUGCAAAACUGGGGAAUGGGUAAUAAAGGGAUUAACUAUCUUUUUAAACAAUACAUUUUUUUUGAGUUGACUGUCCCUUUAAGCAUAGAAGAUUUAAUGUCCCCUUUUGAAGAUGACAGAAAACAAUGUAAGGUUUACAUCCGUUAUCUAGGCUGUCACAUCAAUGCAUCUUGUGAUUGACAAGUGCAAAAAUAUUAUUGGUGAAAAUGUAAUGAAUUUAAUUCCUUAUGAGUACGGCAGAAGCCACUGUUCAUUUUCCUGUAGUGUGUGUGAUAUUUUAUACACUCAAAGGGACGUUCAUAAUCUUCAUUAGAAAAAGGAUUUUACUUUGCACUAAAUAACAUUUAAAUUAAAAAAAGAGGUCAAACUUUUUAAGUAUUUUUAUUUCCUCUGCUAGAGCCUUUGUUGUAGGUAUGUAAUGGUGACUAUCAAACGGGAAUACUUAGUUCCUAAAUGGUUUCCUGGUGAAUAGCUAUUGAGUGUAACGGCAGGUGCAGAAGAGAACUCUGUGUCAAACAGGGAUACAGACAUUUUUUGUGAUUUGGGAAUAAGAAUAAAAAUUUAAAAAAAAAGUC
Bombina bombina (fire-bellied toad) is the source of this 3185-nucleotide messenger RNA. It is a transcript of the gene YIPF1, whose product is annotated as Yip1 domain family member 1. NCBI's taxonomy places the organism in Eukaryota, Metazoa, Chordata, Amphibia, Anura, Bombinatoridae. Gene Ontology annotation, molecular function: small GTPase binding. The record is from RefSeq and is a predicted model, not a curated record. Gene Ontology annotation, biological process: vesicle-mediated transport. The coding region runs from base 232 to 1131 and encodes 299 amino acids. Gene Ontology annotation, cellular component: membrane; Golgi apparatus. The transcript has 10 exons.